Arabis nemorensis is the source of this 1686-nucleotide messenger RNA. The record is from the annotation of a GenBank genome assembly. NCBI's taxonomy places the organism in Eukaryota, Viridiplantae, Streptophyta, Magnoliopsida, Brassicales, Brassicaceae.
AUGGAGAGUUUCGCUCUUCAUUCUCUCUCUACCACCGCCACUUCCGCUUCCUUCUACCAUCACCAUCAUCCCUCACGCCUCUCUCUUCUCCGCCGUAUCUCAUCGAGAUCUCCGCCUUCAACAAUCUCUCCCCCUUCUCUCCGAUCUCACUCCGUUCAACCUCUCAAUUUCCCUCUCCUCAAACCAAUUCCCCGAUUCUCCACACGAAUCGCCUCCGCGCCACGAGACGACGCUCCUCCUCCUUCGCCUCCCGAAUCUCCGUCUAUACAAGGGGCGAAACUAAUUCCUCUUGUUCUCUCCGUCUCCGUCGGUCUAAUCCUCCGAUUCGCUGUUUCUGUACCGGAAGGAGUCACUCCUCAAGGGUGGCAACUCCUCUCGAUCUUCCUCUCUACAAUCGCUGGUCUCGUCCUUAGUCCUCUCCCAGUAGGAGCUUGGGCUUUCAUCGGACUCACCGCGUCGAUUGUCACGAAAACGCUUUCGUUCUCCGCCGCUUUCUCGGCCUUCACUAGUGAGGUUAUCUGGCUCAUCGUUAUCUCUUUCUUCUUCGCUCGUGGAUUUGUCAAGACAGGACUCGGAGAUAGAAUCGCUACUUACUUUGUGAAAUGGCUUGGGAAGAGUACUUUAGGUUUAUCUUAUGGUCUUACGCUUAGUGAAGCUUUGAUUGCUCCUGCAAUGCCUAGUACCACGGCUAGAGCCGGUGGCAUUUUCUUGCCGAUCAUCAAGUCGCUUUCGCUCUCGGCGGGAAGUAAACCGGGAGAUUCGUCUUCGAGGAAAUUAGGUUCUUACUUGAUCCAAUCGCAGUUCCAGUGCGCCGGCAACUCUAGUGCACUUUUCUUGACCGCUGCAGCUCAAAAUUUGCUGUGCCUCAAGUUAGCCGAGGAGCUUGGAGUAGUGAUCACAAACCCGUGGGUUUCUUGGUUUAAGGCCGCUAGUCUACCCGCAAUCAUAUCACUUCUUUGUACUCCACUUAUCCUCUAUAAGCUUUAUCCUCCAGAAACCAAGGACACACCGGAUGCUCCAGGGAUUGCUGCAACGAAGCUCAAGCAAAUGGGCCCUGUCACUAAAAACGAAUGGAUCAUGGUCGGUACAAUGCUUCUUGCUGUCACUCUUUGGAUCUGCGGCGAGACUCUCGGAAUACCAAGUGUUGUAGCUGCGAUGAUUGGUCUCUCCAUACUUCUUCUUCUUGGUGUCCUCAAUUGGGAUGAUUGCCUAAGUGAAAAAUCAGCAUGGGACACAUUAGCUUGGUUUGCUGUGUUGGUGGGCAUGGCAGGACAGCUCACAAACCUCGGUGUUGUAACAUGGAUGUCUGAUUGCGUAGCCAAAGUUCUCCAAUCUCUCUCCUUGAGCUGGCCUGCUGCGUUUGGUCUUCUCCAAGCAGCUUACUUCUUCAUUCACUAUCUUUUCGCAAGCCAAACCGGUCACGUUGGAGCUCUCUUCUCAGCUUUCCUUGCUAUGCAUAUAGCAGCAGGUGUUCCGGGCAUUCUAGCUGCACUUGCUCUAGCUUACAACACCAAUCUUUUUGGUGCUUUGACUCAUUACAGUAGCGGUCAAGCCGCUGUCUACUAUGGAGCGGGUUAUGUUGAUCUUCCGGAUGUAUUCAAGAUUGGAUUCGUGAUGGCUACGAUUAAUGCGAUCAUCUGGGGAGUAGUUGGAACAUUCUGGUGGAAAUUUUUGGGUCUCUAUUAA